This is a messenger RNA of Austrofundulus limnaeus, 1777 nucleotides long. Its product is annotated as target of Myb protein 1. Gene Ontology annotation, biological process: signal transduction. The record is from RefSeq and is a predicted model, not a curated record. Gene Ontology annotation, cellular component: membrane; endosome. NCBI's taxonomy places the organism in Eukaryota, Metazoa, Chordata, Actinopteri, Cyprinodontiformes, Rivulidae. Gene Ontology annotation, molecular function: clathrin binding; ubiquitin binding; phosphatidylinositol binding.
AUAUAUAUUUAGAUAAUGUUUUCUAUCGGCGAGACGAUGGAGUUUCUCCUCGGAAACCCGUUUUCUACCCCGGUCGGACAGAGAAUCGAGCGAGCCACCGGCGCCUCUCUACAGUCGGAGGACUGGGCGCUCAACUUGGAGAUCUGUGACAUCAUUAAUGAGACAGAUGAAGGGCCCAAAGAUGCAGUUAAAGCCAUUAAGAAGAGAAUAGUUGGAAACAAGAACUUCAGGGAGAUCAUGCUGGCGCUCACUGUUCUUGAGACCUGUGUGAAGAACUGCGGCCAUCGUUUCCAUGUUUUGGUGACCACGCAGGAGUUUGUGGAGGGGGUUUUGGUUCGUUCCAUUCUGCCCAAAUACAAUCCGCCCACCGUGCUCCACRACCGAAUCCUCAGCCUCAUACAGUCGUGGGCCGAUGCAUUUCGCAGCACUCCUUCCUUAUCGGGGGUGGUUUAUGUAUACGAUGACCUGAAGAGGCGAGGUCUGGAGUUCCCCAUGACGGACCUGGACUCCCUGUCCCCCAUCCACACUCCGAACAGGAGUAUCCCAGAAAAUGAGACCCCCGAAGUGACUCCUAUCACCCCCACACAUCAGUCACAACCACAAGCUCCUCCCACUGUCGGUGCUCCCAGUCAGAAUAACGCUGCUCCGGUCCAGGCCAGUGACGGAUCGGGUCAGCUGUCUGCAGAACAGGAACGGAAGCUGCGCAGGGAGCUGGAGCUGGUGAAGGGAAAUGUGACAGUAAUGUCUCAGAUGCUGAAUGAACUCAUACCUGGACAGAGCAAACCGGACGACACCCAGCUGCUUCAGCAGCUGUUCUCUGUGUGUAAGAGCAUGCAGACCCGAGUGGUGGAGCUCAUCCCUCAGCUGCUGGACGAAGGGUUCGUGGAGGAGCUGCUCAUCGUGAACGACGACCUCAACAACCUCUUCAUUCGCUACGAGAGGUUUGACAGGCUGAACAAGGCUCAAAGUACAAACACCCAACAGAGCUGUAUUAUGAGCCCAGAGCCUUCAGCCAAUGAGCAGCCUGCUGUCAUUCCAACAACCAACCUAUCAACAGUCAGCUGCAGCACCAACCAGCAGCCGUCAGUCAAUCACAAAUCUGUUUUUGCAGAAGAGGAGGAGGAGUUUGACAUGUUCGCUCAGACCAGAGGCAGCUCCUUGGCGGAGCAGAGAAAAAGUGUCAGGUAUGAGGAUCCUGGAGCUGUGGAAGGCCUUGCAGGAGCUCUGGACUCGAGGCUGCAGGUCACAGCAGGGAUGGCUCCAGCUAACAGCUCCCUGCAGAAUGAUAUAGACAGAUGGUUACCCAGUGACGUGCARGAAGAGCGGUCUUUGGUUUGUGAAGGCGUCACCAGUGAAGAGUUCGACAAGUUUCUGGACGAACGGGCGAAGGCGGCGAACCACAGUGACCUGACGAUUCGCAGCGUGCCCCCCUCCACAGCCAGACCUCCGCCUCAACCCGCCACGCAGCAGGACUCGUCACAUGACCGCCUCUUUACUCUCUGAGCGAGAAAUUAAACCAAAAGAAAAUUAUUAUAUUUUAGAAUUAAAACCAACCAAUCUAUUUGUUUUCUUUUUUUUACACAAAGUACUGUUUCUUUCAAAUCUGCUGUUAGAUGUCUUCAUGUACAUACAAACAACUUUAUGUGAAGUAUUUAAGAUUAUUAUUAAAACGGUAUGAACAAUGACGUGUAAAAUAUUUCUGUUGUGCCUUGAUGUGCCUUUAAGAGCUGAUUCUGUGUAAAUGAAAAUAAAUGGGAUGCUGUUCCAUAAGACCUGA